CGACAGGGGGCGCGAGCCAGUGACACUGCGCGAGCCAGUAAAUGUGAAUCUGAAGACUUGAAGUGCUACGCAGUCAACGUGAGACCCUUCAGGAUCCGCGCUGUGCCCCCCACUCCCUCUGAACAAUUCCCUGUCAACACUUUUCUGCUCGUUAUACCUAAAAACCCUGCAGCGCCUUCAGCAGUUUUCCCGAAAAGAUGUUCGGGUGAUUUGUGAGUUUGAUCUGACCACGUUUUUGCAUCGUUUUAAAAGGGGAGAAUAUCGAGUGACCCACAACGCGCAAGUCUGUUGAUCCGGAUGAACGAACUGCCGAAAAAGUGAAAACUCGCAACAGAAUUUGCUCGCGGACAACUUCUCUGGAGCUGAACAGCAGAAGCUAUGGCUUGCUCUCUCUUGCUCGGUCUGCUCUACCUGGGCUUGCUGUGUGGAAACGGACUGGUGUCUGCAAGAUCCGAGCUCUUCACUCCAGAUCCAAGCAGAGGACCUCAUUUUACGGGCUGCCGCUCCAGAGAGCAGGAGACCUUCCGUUGCUGGUGGAGCACUGGGAUCUUUCAGAACCUCAACGAGUCUGGAGCUCUCAGGGUCUUCUACCAGACAAAAAACGCCCUCUCUGAGUGGCAGGAGUGUCCAGACUACACACGUACUGUGAAAAACGAGUGCUACUUCAACAAGACCUUCACACACAUCUGGACCUCCUACUGCAUCCAGCUGCGCUCAGUUCGUCAGAACAUAACCUAUGACGAGGCCUGCUUUACAGUGGAGAACAUAGUGCAUCCUGACCCACCAAUUGGGCUGAACUGGACUCUACUGAAUGUGAGUCGCUCAGGGUUGCACUUUGACAUCCUUGUGCGCUGGGCUCCGCCUCCGUCAGCAGAUGUGCAGAUGGGCUGGAUGAGCCUGGUGUACCAGGUUCAGUACCGGGUCAGAAACGCCUCCCACUGGGAAAUGUUGGACCUGGAGAGUGGCACACAGCAGUCCAUCUAUGGUUUACAUACUGACAAAGAAUAUGAAGUCCGGGUGCGCUGCAAGAUGUCGGCCUUUGACAACUUUGGCGAAUUCAGUGACAGCAUCAUUGUGCAUGUGGCACAGAUACCAAGCAAAGAAUCAACGUUCCCGAUGACGUUGGUGUUGAUUUUUGGAGUGAUUGGAUUGGUGAUUCUACUUGUCCUCCUCAUCUUCUCUCAGCAGCAGAGGUUGAUGGUAAUAUUUUUACCACCUAUUCCUGCACCUAAAAUUAAAGGCAUUGACCCAGAGCUGCUGAAGAAUGGAAAGCUUGACCAGCUCAAUUCUUUGCUGAGCAGUCAGGAUAUGUACAAGCCGGACUUCUACCACGAGGAUCCAUGGGUGGAGUUCAUCCAGCUGGACCUUGAUGACCCUGCAGAGAAGAAUGAGAGUUCUGAUACACAACAUCUGCUGGGCUUGUCCCGCUCAGGCUCUUCUCACGUCCUUAAUUUCAAAAGCGACGACGAUUCGGGUCGUGCUAGCUGCUACGACCCAGAAAUCCCAAAUGCCGAGGACUUGGCUUCCCUUCUGCCUGGCCAUUCUGGACGGGGAGAUAACCACCCUCUGGUUUCCAGAAGCAGUUCGUCCAUCCCUGACCUUGGCGUCCAACAGACAUCAGAAGUUGAGGAGACGCCCAUUCAAACGCAACCUGCUGUGCCCAGCUGGGUUAACAUGGACUUUUAUGCCCAAGUAAGCGAUUUCACACCAGCAGGAGGAGUGGUGCUUUCACCUGGACAACUGAACAGCUCUCCGGAGAAAAAGAAGGAAGAAGAGAAUGAGAAGAAGAUACAAUUCCAGCUGGUUUCCGAUGGAGCCUACACCUCAGAGAACACAGCCAGACAACUUUCCGCUGACGUGCCGCCCAGCCCUGGUCCUGAGCAGGGGUACCAAACAUUUCCAACCCAAGCUAUUGAGGGAAACCUCUGGAACGGGGAGUACCUGGUGUCCACCAGCGAUUCCCAGACGCCGUACCUUCUUCCCGAAGCUCCUCCAGCCCCCAUACUGCCCCCAGUGUCAGACUAUACUGUAGCAGGAAGUGGAUGGCCAGCACAGCCUCCUCCUGAAUCCUCCUUCCUCACAGCCUGCGAUAUGCCCUCACAGCCCAAACAAACACCUCCCAGCAAUGCCAACCAUGCCCAUGGGGUACCUCACCCCAGACCUUCUGGGAAACCUGACCCCAUGAAGAGACUAAAAAGAGCAAAGUUCAUGGUCUUGUUGUACCUUCUCACUGCUGGAAACCAAAGUUGCAUGAAUGGCGCGACACGGGACAGAAAUUCUGCACAUGAAUUUUCUCUGCUGUAUGCUACAAAAUGUAAGAAGCUGAAAACGUUUCUUUUCUGUCAGCUAUUGCAGUAGUGCUACGCUAGCUCGCCGAGAGAGUAUAAAUGUGUUAUCAAUUUACAAUCAGAAACGUCAGCUGGUUACAUGCAAAAAAAAAAAAAAAAAGACUACAGAAAUAUGCUCGCUUGCUGUGUCUGAGAACCAUUUUGAAAAUGUGUUUAUCUUAUUACAAAGAUGCAGAUCAAAAGCUAGAGUGGCAUUCGGAUGAAAUAGAUUCAAUAAGAUAAAUUCAAACAUAUCUUUAUACAAAAUUGUUUACACACAAGUGAAAGACGUAUCGCUUUACUGUGAUUUCCUCAACCUGGAUUUGCUCGCAAUAUGGAAUAUUAAAUAUAUCCCAUUGCAUCAUUUUUAAGGUUCCCAAAAUAUUUCGUUUUGUGGACGAGUCGUUAUUUUUGUUAAUCUUUUUAAGGGAACCUGCUUCUCCAUAUUUAUGGGAGCCAUUUUGAGCGCUGCGUCUUUUCUGCACAUUUUAUCCUCUGCCAUAGUCAGAUGGAUAAACUCAGCAAAUGAACUGUUUCAAUAUGCUUAAACACUAAAAAAUGGGGCUGUGGUGCAGAUGUGUAUUUUAGCAUCACUGUAUAUGACUGUAAUAUUUGAGAUCAUUACUAGAAAAUGUUGAGACAAGUUUUGUAAUGAUAUUAGCCCACUGAACAAGGUGCUACCUUUACUUGUUCAAAAAAUGAAAAAUGAACUUGUCUUUAUUUGUAUUAAUGUAUCCAGGGGAAUUGUCAAAAGAAAGCGCUUGUAAAGUCUUCGCUGUGCAAUGCAAACUGUAUGGCAAGUUUUCUUAUGUGUUACCUUUGUACAUGUAGCAGUUUUAUAUUGAAGAAGACACUAUAAAUGUAUACACGCAUUUACAAUGGGAGUUACAGUACAGAAUAGCUGGGAAAGAUGUGCCAAUUUUUGGACUUGUUUUAUUAGACAAAGUCUUGCCAUUAAAUAAGGCUAUAAUUCUUGUCAGGACAGUUAAUUCAGUGAUGUCCUCUAGAAACAGCAUACUCUUGUGCACCACAGCCUCUACACAGGGACAAAGGCUGCUUUUAACUACAGCUAUUUUAUGAAAUCAAUGCAUUAUAAUAGAAGAAAUAAUAACUGGAGAAUUAUUAUUAUUAUUUUUUUUUUUUUUUU
Messenger RNA from Onychostoma macrolepis, 3474 nucleotides. It is a transcript of the gene ghra, whose product is annotated as growth hormone receptor a. NCBI's taxonomy places the organism in Eukaryota, Metazoa, Chordata, Actinopteri, Cypriniformes, Cyprinidae. Gene Ontology annotation, molecular function: protein binding; cytokine receptor activity. Gene Ontology annotation, biological process: cytokine-mediated signaling pathway. Gene Ontology annotation, cellular component: membrane; external side of plasma membrane. The record is from RefSeq and is a predicted model, not a curated record.